CAUUCAUCAAAGCCUUUAUUUACACCUUAUCUACAUAAAUUCGAGUAUUCCUAGAUUUUAGAAGUAACAUUUUUCCUUAUUUACUCUUAGUAAGUCUUAAAAUCCUACAAAGAAAAAGUAUUUUCGCUACUGAUAUAUUAAUUAUUAUCCAUAGAGAUAAAUCUCUGGCUUUCCAUCAUAUCAAAUGUAAUAGAUCUUAAUUAUAAUAUGGUUUUUCUUAAAACCGGAUUUAAUAAAAAUAGUUUUUCUUUUAAAGAAUUUGCGCAAAUUUGAGUUUUAUGCCUAAUAAUAUUUGAUCUCCACAUUUUCAGAGUUUUCCAUUUCCUAAAUUUAGUAAAAAAUCUAAGCUUUUUAAUCUAAUCAUAAUGUUAGCGUUCUUUUAUCCAUUCAGACAACACUAUAAAUUCAACCGGUUUUUCGUUUAUGUAGUGUGUAAGUCCUCUUUUAGAUAUAGUGUAGUAUUCUUUUAAACUUUCUUAGUUUUAUAGGAAGCUUUUGUUGUUUGUUUUCAUUGAUUUAUUGUGAUUAUUGAUGUCUUUUGCAUCCUUUUUUAUGUCUCUGUUGUAGUCUACAACUUUUAAAUUAUAUGGGUCGUCACAGUUUUCCCUAAUUAGGUAUUAGAAUUCAUGUACAUGAACUAC
Molecule: messenger RNA, 641 nt
Organism: Ichthyophthirius multifiliis
Lineage: Eukaryota; Ciliophora; Oligohymenophorea; Hymenostomatida
Exons: 1
Source: RefSeq, a predicted model, not a curated record